ACUUUUGGCUGACUUGCUCGUCUUAUUAGUGUAUGACGAAUGGUUGAACUUGUCGCUCAUUCUUUCGAUCGCAAGAAGAUGAAGAACAUUAUAUCGCUUCUGUUUUUGUUGGUUCUUCACUUGACCUUCGGUGCCAAGUAUUACGUUCCAAAUCUCCGGGCCAACUGGCACAAGGCGCACGAGUUCUGUACCUCCCUAGGGAUGGCGUUGGUGUCCGUCGAGUCUAACGAGAAACACCAGGAUUUGAUCGGGUUUAUCCAAACCACCGAUAAGCUGUCAAACCUGACGCGCUACUGGUUGGGCGCCAGUGAUUUGGCUGAACCGAAAACAUUCACCUGGCUGCACAAUAGUCGACAGCUCACGUUCCAGAAUUGGGCCCGAAGCGAGCCGAACAACUUGGAGGGCGAACACUGUGUAGAGAUGCUGUAUCAACGGUAUGCAAAGUACACUUGGGGUUGGAACGACAACGAUUGCACCUUCGCGGCCUAUCCCAUCUGUGAAACGGUCACCAAAGACUGUGUCGACACCUUCUAGAUCUGAGAAAACGUUGUUUCAAAAUUAUAUGAUUUUUUAAUUGUAUUGAGAUGUUUUUAAAAAUCAAAUUAACUAAAAUGUAGCAAUAACAUACAAAACAUAUUUCUGCGGUCAUAUAGUAAAAAAAUUAUAUUUCGGACAGUGUUGAAUAUUUAUUCCAAAGUAAUUAUCCAAUGAGUUCAUUUAAGGUGUGAAGAAGUUUACCGACCAAUUAACAUCGUCUACUUAUUUUUAACAUUAACCGUAUUGAAAAGUUUAUCCUUUGCGAUUUGUGCCAUUAGUCCGUGGAUCAGCUCGAUCGAUGCUCGGCUACAAUCACGUGUGGCCUUUGAAAGCUUGUCUUCCGUGCGUUUUUCGUUCGGAUCCGUUCCGCUAACCACAAAUGGACCACGGCCCAGGCUAGCUUCACUAAGUUCCAACUUUUCGGACAAAUCCAAUAUCUGGCCAGUGGUAUAGUCGGCGUUGCUCAGCAAACCGGAACUGCCUAGAGUGUUGACCCAGUACUUGUUCCACAGUGAAUCGAGCAGCUUACGGUCCAGUGCUGACUUGAAGUAGGUCACGUCCAGCUGAUAGUACUGCUUGCAGUGAACACCAAAAUCUUCUAUCUUAUUCAACGGAAUUGUCUGGUACUCGGACGGCUCCUCGUUGGGUGGCUU
Uranotaenia lowii is the source of this 1190-nucleotide messenger RNA. RefSeq names its product CD209 antigen-like protein E. Gene Ontology annotation, biological process: biological process involved in interspecies interaction between organisms. The record is from RefSeq and is a predicted model, not a curated record. Gene Ontology annotation, cellular component: external side of plasma membrane. NCBI's taxonomy places the organism in Eukaryota, Metazoa, Arthropoda, Insecta, Diptera, Culicidae. Gene Ontology annotation, molecular function: carbohydrate binding. The coding region runs from base 40 to 534 and encodes 164 amino acids. The transcript is spliced from 2 exons.